AGAAAACUCCCAAAUUUCUAUUCCACACGCAAUGCAAACUCUCUCUCGCAAAUUCGCAGAAUAGAUAACCAUAACCAAAACGUAAACACAAGCUCGCACAAUCGCAAUCGAGAAACAAGGGUUUCUGUUUUUAUCGAGAGAGAGAAUCGAGAGAAAGGGGUUUUGAUCCGAUCAUGCCGAAGAACAAGGGAAAGGGAGGGAAGAAUCGGAAGAGAGGGAAGAACGAAGCAGACGACGAGAAGCGCGAACUCGUCUUCAAGGAAGACGGUCAAGAAUACGCGCAGGUUCUGCGAAUGCUCGGAAACGGUCGCUGCGAAGCGAUGUGCAUCGACGGCACCAAGCGUCUCUGUCACAUCCGCGGCAAAAUGCACAAAAAGGUUUGGAUCGCCGCCGGCGACAUCAUCCUUGUCGGUCUCCGUGAUUACCAGGAUGAUAAGGCUGACGUCAUCCUGAAGUACAUGCCGGACGAAGCGCGUCUUCUCAAGGCCUACGGCGAACUUCCUGAGAGCACGAGGCUCAAUGAAGGUAUCGGUGGUGGCUUGGACGAGGAAGACGAUUCCACCGGCAACGAUUACAUCGAGUUCGAGGAUGAGGAUAUUGAUAAAAUUUAAGUUUCUAGGGUUUGCGUUGUUGCUGUUACCCUUGCUAUUUUAUUUUAUUUUUUGUUUAAAUUAUAAUUAUUAUAUGGUGACGAAUUAUAUGUGAUUGGAAGCAUUGUUGAGGUGUUAUGGGUUUUGUUUGUGUAAUGUGGUAUAAGGAUGGUGAAUUUUAAUGCAAUAAGAGCCGAUUAUGUUAUCUUAUUUAGAGUGUUCUGUUUGUUUUUAUUUUUAUGUUUUGUUUUUUGCUGUUCUGAUUGGUAACGUGAUGAGUGAUUGUUUUAAUUAUUGUCUUGCUGAGUUUGAUGUGUUGGUAAGAAGAAGCAUAUAUGGCUUUCUGGAAGUUUGGUUUCUGUGUAAUUCUUGUGGUUUUGAACGAGUUAUGUUUGUUUUGAUGGCUAUAGCAUGAUAUGUGAAAGGAUUGUUGUUAUGCGAGAUCAGUGACAGGAAUGUUUGGCAAUAUUCAUUUAGGAUAUGGUCUUAGAUUAGAUUAGCAUGCGGAUUUGAUUGUUUUGUUUUUAAUUAUUCAGGUAACUUGGGUUCUGGCCGAGGGGAGAUUGAUUAUAAUGUUUAAAGAUCCCACUUUUUAUAUGUCUGGUCUGGCUGGCCUAUUUAUGCAGAUCUUAUGAUCAUAUGAACAUGAUUUCAUAUGUUAUAAGCAUAAUAUAGAAUGGGUAGUACUCUGAUUUC
This is a messenger RNA of Abrus precatorius (Indian licorice), 1286 nucleotides long. RefSeq names its product eukaryotic translation initiation factor 1A-like. Gene Ontology annotation, biological process: translational initiation. The transcript has a single exon. The coding region runs from base 174 to 611 and encodes 145 amino acids. Gene Ontology annotation, molecular function: translation initiation factor activity; RNA binding. The record is from RefSeq and is a predicted model, not a curated record. Lineage: Eukaryota; Viridiplantae; Streptophyta; Magnoliopsida; Fabales; Fabaceae. Gene Ontology annotation, cellular component: cytoplasm.